Bradysia coprophila is the source of this 3030-nucleotide messenger RNA. Its product is annotated as sodium-independent sulfate anion transporter-like. The record is from RefSeq and is a predicted model, not a curated record. Gene Ontology annotation, cellular component: membrane. NCBI's taxonomy places the organism in Eukaryota, Metazoa, Arthropoda, Insecta, Diptera, Sciaridae. Gene Ontology annotation, biological process: transmembrane transport.
UUAGUAUCAGAAAUUCAGUUAACGUUGAACCUUCGUACAGAUCAGUUGAAAUCAAAAUUCUAAAUGAGAAUUCAAGUGAAAAACAUAAUAAUAAAACAAUCGUGCUGAGUUAAUGCUUUAAGAGACAAAAUAAAAUUGAAACAAUGGCCUACGACAAUCCAGCUGUAGUUAUCAGCGAUUUAACUGACACCAUGCCUUCAGAGUUAAAGGGUAGUUAUAGAGGAUCAAAUGAAUUUAUAUUAACGAACGACGAUGACAGACAUAAAACGUCCGAAACCAUCAAGUCUUGGCUUUCAAAGAAAUACCAUGGUGUAGCCAGGAAAAAAGUGUUGUACAAACGAUUACCAAUCAUAAGUUGGAUGAAAUCUUAUUCACAGCAAGAUGCUGUUGGAGAUUUAGUAGCAGGCAUUACGGUCGGAUUAACGGUAAUCCCUCAAGCUUUAGCUUAUUCAGGCAUUGCUGGACUCGAUCCUGCCUACGGUCUCUACGGUUCAUUCAUGGGUUGUUUUGUAUACGUACUACUUGGCUCCAAUGCAAACGUUCCAAUGGGACCAAGCGCAAUCUCAUCAUUGCUAACAUUCCAAAGUGCUGGUGGUGUAUGGCAGCGGGCUGUCCUUUUGUCAUUUUUAACUGGCAUCGUUGAAAUUUUAAUGGGGUUGUUCGGACUCGGCUUUUUAAUAAAUUUUGUGUCGGGACCAGUCAGUUCGGGUUACACGAGUGCAGUAUCAUUAAUUAUUUUAUCGUCACAAGUAAAAGAUUUGCUGGGAAUACCUGGAUCAGGUCAAACGUUUGUGGAGAUGUGGAAGUCCGUAAUUGCAAAUAUUCAUCACACACGAAUUUUGGACACAGUGCUGGGAUUCUCAUGCAUCAUAGUCCUGCUGCUAAUGAGACUGCUUACACUUCGAAAACCAUGUCCUGCCAACGCGUCAAAGAGUGAGUUCUUCCUCAGUAAACUGUUCUGGCUGAUAGGAACGGCGCGAAAUGCCAUAAUAGUCGUUAUAACCGGAGUUAUAGCGUAUGUUUGUUAUCAAACCGACAAAAGCUACUUCAGAUUGAUUGGUGACAUUCCGCCCGGUUUGCCACCGUUCCAAAGUCCUCCAUUUUCCAUACCGGAUGUACGAAACGAAACCACCGGCGAAGUUAUAACCAAAGGAGAAACAUUCAUGGAAAUGGUGUCACAUUUGGGGUCGGGAUUGAUUGUCAUUCCGUUGAUCGCGUUGUUGGAGAAUAUUGCCGUUUGUAAGGCAUUCGCUAAAGGGAAGACUAUUGAUGCGACCCAAGAACUGAUUGCCAUUGGUGCUUCAAAUGUAGUAAAUUCUUUCGCGUUGGGAUAUCCCGGAACUGGGUCGUUAUCUCGUGGCGCUGUCAAUAAUGCGAGUGGUGUAAGAACGCCACUCGGAAAUUUAUACACCGGGCUCUUAGUUCUAUUUGCGCUGCUCUUCUUGACACCAAUGUUUUUCUAUAUCCCGAAAGCAGCAUUGGCGGCUGUUAUCAUAGCUGCCGUAAUAUUUAUGGUCGAAGUCAAAGUCGUUAAGCCGAUGUGGCGUAGUAAAAAAACGGAUCUUAUUCCUGGUCUUGCCGCAUUCUUUGCCUGUUUGGUAUUCCCAUUAGAAAUUGGUAUUCUCUUCGGAAUCGGUAUUAACGUUGUCUUCAUACUCUACCACGCUGCACGACCAAAGAUUCGCAUCGAAUAUCUGGCUACAUCCGCACACGCUACCAAAUACCUUAUGCUAACACCGGACCGAUGCCUCAUUUUCCCAUCGGUCGACUAUGUUCGGAAAUUGAUAUCAAAACAGGGAAUCCGUACACAAGUACCGAUAGUCAUAGAUUGCUCGCACAUUUACGGCGCCGAUUUCACAGCAGCCAAGGUUAUUGAAAUUUUGAUCGCAGACUUCAGAAGUCGAAAUCAACCUUUGAUAUUCUACAAUUUGAAACCGAGUGUCGGCCAAGUGUUUGACGAUGUCAGCGAUGAUUUUAGAGUAUUCUACACCCACGAUUCGUUGGAGGAGGAAAUCGAACGAAAGUUACUACCACAUUAAUCUCAUUAUUUUUUUGUGCUAAUUAUCUACAAGUGAGUUACUGUUAAGUCGAUAAUCUUUAUUUAUUCUAAAUUAUUUUUUGUUGCCGAAGCUAUUCUAGCUGUUCAACAAAACGCUUUAGUCCCUAGUAGAAAUUUGUUUCAUUUUCCUAUUGGAAAAAUUCCCACUUCCACGUUGGAAUUUCUCCAUAAUUUCCAAGUAAAUUCCGUGGAAAAAUGUUUACAAAUUGCAACGAAGUUCCAAUAUAGGUUGAACUGUUACACAUGUAUUAGUUGUAAACACAAUUGAUCGUAUAUUGCUUCAUUGGUAAACACUAUACCGUAAACGGCUCAAUUUUUUUUAUCAGAUUUUCUUUACCACACGAUUAAUAAAAUCAUAUUGUGCAUAAUGUUUUCAUGAACUAUUUUGCAAAAAGUUCUUUUUUAUACACGAUAUCAGCAUGAUAUAAAUUAGCAAAGUUGACGAGAAGCCAAUCAAAAUAUUGAAUUUGUUGUUAAACUGUCAUUUUGACUUUGAGGGUUAAGUAACACUACCAGUGGAAAGUACCCACCCACAUCAAAAUUAUGUUCCUGUUUUUACCAUCAGUAGUGGUGUCUUCUGAAUGUAUAGUACACCAAUCGAUUGCAGUUGAUGAAAAAAUUGUCAAUUGGAUAAAAGCAUCUAAUUCGAACGAUAAUAAAUCCUUAGUAGGUGUCGAUGUAUAGUAACAAUCAAAGUCAAAUGUAACAUGAAAGUUUAGCUCACCCAAAGAACCGUGUUGAAACAUUAGGGUCUAUUCUUUGGGAUAAAAUGGACUGUUGCAGUGAGAAAAAUGUACAUUGAGUGGCCGAGUACGCUAAGUCGUUAGGCUAGUGAUAUGUGCACCGUGGGUUCGAUCCCACGACGAGUCAAAGACGAUAUAAAUUAUAAUCGUGUAUUCAAUAACAAAAGUUCAAAAGUUACAAAAUACGAGUUAUCGUAUUUUUUGUCGGACUGGUCGGUUGAUAAAAAA